UAAAUUGCAAUUUACUUCAAAUUGUACAAUUUUGUUUAACACGAUCUCUGUCUCGAUGUGGUUCCACAAUAUUUUUCAGGUGGCCUGUCAAGAUAACAGAACAAAGACGAGAGAGAAACAUCUAGAGCAAGCAUGUCAAAAGAGGUGGGAAAAGCAUCCGUGUUCCGUACCACCAAAGUGCGGACCAGGCUGAGGGAUGACAGCAGCUGGCUGCAGCAGCGCCAAGAAGCUCAGCCUGAAACCGAAGAAGAGAAACCAUGGUUAGCAGAAGUAAGGGCCAGAUGUUUGAAUGGAGACACUGUUGAGACCAGUCCAGUGUCGUCACCAACAACAUCCACUCCGCCACCCACCAAGUCUGACGGCGAAAGAUCACCAGCAGCAGGGUACCUGAUCAGAGGCGUUUUCACUAAACUAGACAAGCCUGCUACACCCGUAACAACUAAUGGCGUUAGUGUUACGACGACACAAUUCACCAAAAAACCUUCAGAGAGCUACAAGAAAAUAGCCCCGCACACUGUGAGGCCCACUCAAGAGAACCUGGAGGACCAGCUUAGCAACGAGGAGCUGCAGAAACGGACGGAGGCAGCCAGCAAUGUGCUGAAGAAAUCUGCAGUCAAGCAACGGUCUUUUGUGCUCUCUGCUGCUAAGAAAUUUGAGUCUCAAGAUACGCCGUCUGACACCUCAUUGGUCAACAGCAGUCCAUCAUUUGUGGCUAAAAGGGUGGAGAUAUCUGAUGAUGAUGAGAACACUGCUACUCCAGCACCUGCCAGCACCACACCCCCCUCCCCUGUCGUCCCCGUCACAUCUGCUGCCUCCCCGCCUGAGCCCAAAGCACAGAAAAUAGUCGACACCAACAUUAAGACAGCUGUUGAUGCAGCUAUUAAUAAGCCGGUGGCACCAAAGGUGGAGAAGGCCGCCCCAGAGCCUGUGAAGAAAGACCCCCCUCCAGUGUCUGUUGCAGUGAAAGACCCGUUUCUGAAAGACGUUUCUGGGCUGGUUGACACACCUCUGGUUAAACUUACCCCAGCAUCACCAACCCCAAUAUCACCUACUCCAGCAUCCCCUGCCCCGGCCUCAACCGUCCCACUUUCACCUGCCCCAGUGGCUGCUGUAACAGGGAUCACAGUGAAGGCUGAACCAGAAAUAGCACCAACACUGUCUCCAAAGCCACGAGUCGACACCAACAUUAAGACAGCUGUUGAUGCAGCUAUUAAUAAGCCGGUGGCACCAAAGGUGGAGAAGGCCGCCCCAGAGCCUGUGAAGAAAGACCCCCCUCCAGUGUCUGUCGCAGUGAAAGACCCGUUUCUGAAAGACGUUUCUGGGCUGGUUGACACACCUCUGGUUAAACUUUCCCCAGCAUCACCAACCCCAAUAUCACCUACUCCAGCAUCCCCUGCCCCGGCCUCAACCGUCCCACUUUCACCUGCCCCAGUGGCUGCUGUAACAGGGAUCACAGUGAAGGCUGAACCAGAAAUAGCACCAACACUGUCUCCAAAGCCACGAGUCGACACCAGCGUUAAGACAGCUGUUGAUGCAGCUAUUAAUAAGCCGGUGGCACCAAAGGUGGAGAAGGCCGCCCCAGAGCCUGUGAAGAAAGACCCCCCUCCAGUGUCUGUCGCAGUGAAAGACCCGUUUCUGAAAGACGUUUCUGGGCUGGUUGACACACCUCUGGUUAAACUUACCCCAGCAUCACCAACCCCAAUAUCACCUACUCCAGCAUCCCCUGCCCCGGCCUCAACCGUCCCACUUUCACCUGCCCCAGUGGCUGCUGUAACAGGGAUCACAGUGAAGGCUGAACCAGAAAUAGCACCAACACUGUCUCCAAAGCCACGAGUCGACACCAACAUUAAGACAGCUGUUGAUGCAGCUAUUAAUAAGCCGGUGGCACCAAAGGUGGAGAAGGCCAGCUCCAAUGUUGACACGCUCACCACCUUGUCCGAUACUCUCAUUUCUUUUGGCAUAAGUUCAACCAGCUUUAAGGAUGAUGAGCCAGUGCUGGCAAAGAAAAAAGAAGGCUCAGCGGACAGUUGCACCACAAAGGACAGUGUUAAAAAGGAGCCAGCUCCAGAGCUCAGCAACUGUAAAGCAAUGGCAGUUGAUCUCCUGGCUCUCGCUGAUGGUCCAGAGAAGUCAGCCAAGCCUGUUCCCCCCAGCCCAGGACGCUGGAGUCAGGAUCUGCUUGGCGGACUAGACAGUAAGUCAACCCCAGCAAAGACCAGCAGCAGCCUGGAUCUCCUGGCUUAUGACGUCAGUCCAAUCAAAACAGAGGCACGCAGCUCCACAGAGACAGUGACUAUAACCACCAAAACUGUGAUCAUUACUGACAAAAGCUCGGCUGAUCCGUUUGAUCCAUAUCCGAUAGGGACCACAUCCUCUAACAGCUCCUCUGACCUGCUCAAGCCUCUCGCUGAUAUUUCCAUCAACAGUGUGUCACCUACUUACGUGAAGAACAAAGAUCCAAGUCCAAAAACAAAUAUUAGCAGUAAUGCGUUGGAAUCCCUCGCAGACAACGUCAUCCCUAUCAGCACUGACUCCACAAGGCCUAGCUCUCAGCGGUCAUGGGCACGCACAUGGGAAACCAGCACACCUCAGCAGGCAAACAAAGAAGAGAGCGAAGAAGAUGUACCAGGAAACCAAACUGUAGAUCAACAUACGAUAAUCACAUUUGAGAGAAAGUCCAAGGAGAAGGACUCCCCUUGGGACAGGUGGACAUCACCCACUGUCUAUACUGUCACUAACAUUACAGGAGAGGAAGAGGAAGAGGAGGAGGAGGAGGAGGAGGAAAGCCCCGUGGAUACACAGACAGAGACAGUGACAACCAUCACCACUAUCAGGGAGAUACACAGUAAUCCACAGCCUGCUAUGGAUCGUUAUGAAACCUAUUCCAGGACCGUGAUAGAAGAAGACCAGCGUGUCCAAACACCAGAACCCGAGGCCAAAAAGGGGUUUGUGUACGUGAAGGAGUAUGUCAAUGCAACAGAGCUGUCCUUGCAUAAUGCCAGAGACGCCAUUGAUGGUAUGUCAGAUUAUUUGACAUCAAGCUUUGCCAGUUCCUCCUACAGCAGCCCUUCCUUUUACUCCAGUGGCACGCUGUCAUCCGCCUGUACCUUCUGCGGAGAGCCAGUGGACGGUGAUGCCAAGAUCACCAUCGAGCACCUCAAUAUCAACUGUCACCCCACCUGCUUCAAGUGCGGUGUGUGUAGUAAGCCAAUGGGAGACCUUCUCGACAGUAUGUUCCUACAUGGUGGGAAAGUCCACUGCGAGCCCUGUUACAGCAAAGCCUUGGACUGAUUAUCGAAGCUGUUCAGCAGCCUCUUAUCCUCAGCUCCUUCCCUUCAUGUUCAUUUGCAUAUAAAUUGAGAACCGACAAAGUUUGGACUGUGUUUGGUUUGAACUCAAGAAUGACGUGGUUUAGGGUGAUCAAAAAGACAGUUAUAGUGAGCAAUAUGGCUACUUAAUGUUGAUUCUUACAUUAGGUUAAAUUUCUAUGUUAUACAAGCAUGUGUUGUUUUUUUCCUGGUGGUGAAAGCUAUAUCUGCCUCAGUAAACUAUGAAGGAUAUGUCUGUACAACAUGAUGUGUUACAUACAGACUAAUACUGGCAAGUGGGGAGUUAUAUUUUAGCAACAGCGGUUAUGCAAGAAAAUGACUUUAUUACAAAAUGUUUACUUCUUUUGCUCUUCAUGAUACAAAAUAGUGUGUUCACAUGUAUGAUGCUUUGUUAAAAAAAUUAAAAUGACUUAUAGAAUCCUGGUAUAAAUAUGUUAUGUAAAACGUUGUGCCAGCAGACACAACACUGUCAGAGUCUCAAGCAGUUACACAUUUUAGAAAAGCAUGAUUAAAAAAAUAUUGCACAUAAACCUGUUU
Molecule: messenger RNA, 3866 nt
Organism: Perca flavescens (yellow perch)
Lineage: Eukaryota; Metazoa; Chordata; Actinopteri; Perciformes; Percidae
Gene: znf185
Product: zinc finger protein 185 with LIM domain
Exons: 34
Coding region: 133-3291 (1052 amino acids)
Source: RefSeq, a predicted model, not a curated record